AUGCCGACGCUUUCCGGGAUUUACACGUCGCUGACAGGCCAAACCUUGGCCAUAGACGAGCAUGGCCGUCUCAGUCUUAUCCACGACGAUAAGCAGAAGAUUAAGCUACGUGCAGAUGCAGAGUUCUGGCUUUGUGAGGAUGAUGGGAAAAUUGGCAAAUUCGGAUCUCCCAAGAAGGUUUUCCUGCACUUCCAGGGUAAGGAUUACCAUAUCUGGGUGGAACCGCGCGGCUUUAGUGAUGGUUCAUAUGAGUACGGACUAAUUCCGAUCGAACCCAAUGCCCAGUAUAGCAACCGAUUUCUCGGCCUCAAUGAAGAGGGCAAUCAACUAGAGAUUCUGCAGUCCUGGUCCGAUGCAGCAAAAUUUCGAUGCAUAGAGUGA
Molecule: messenger RNA, 381 nt
Organism: Aspergillus nomiae NRRL 13137
Lineage: Eukaryota; Fungi; Ascomycota; Eurotiomycetes; Eurotiales; Aspergillaceae
Exons: 4
Coding region: 1-381 (126 amino acids)
Source: RefSeq, a predicted model, not a curated record